This is a messenger RNA of Carassius auratus (goldfish), 2266 nucleotides long. RefSeq names its product elongation of very long chain fatty acids protein 4-like. The transcript is spliced from 9 exons. Gene Ontology annotation, molecular function: fatty acid elongase activity. Gene Ontology annotation, cellular component: endoplasmic reticulum membrane. The record is from RefSeq and is a predicted model, not a curated record. Lineage: Eukaryota; Metazoa; Chordata; Actinopteri; Cypriniformes; Cyprinidae. Gene Ontology annotation, biological process: fatty acid elongation, polyunsaturated fatty acid; sphingolipid biosynthetic process; fatty acid elongation, monounsaturated fatty acid. The coding region runs from base 251 to 1045 and encodes 264 amino acids.
UCUGUACACUUCUGCAUAACAACUGAUACCACUCUAUUUCCCAUGUUACUCAAAUAAUUUUGUGUGAAGUUCAAAGUUCUUAUCUGACCGCGCGACUGACUGAACUCUUCCACACAGUGCGAUACACCUGUACUUUUCCUCGGUUGCAUAAUUACAAGAACCGCCUGCAAUAUGGAGAAGGUAUCCCUCAAGUACAAGACCUCAAAUCUCUGUGCUGCAAAUCUACUUCCUUAACAUCACAUAUUCCUCUAUGGAAUCAGCAUGGCAGAGAGUGGGAUCCAUGCACCGCUGGAUUGUAGAAAAUGGCGAUAAGAGGACAGACCCAUGGCUUCUUGUCUACUCUCCUGUUCCAAUCAUCUGUAUAUUUUUGUGCUAUCUUGGUAUUAUUUGGAUUGGACCCAAGCUUAUGAAACACAAGGAACCAGUGAACCUAAAAGCAGUGCUUAUUGUAUACAACUUUGCGAUGGUCGGUUUGUCGAUUUACAUGUUCCAUGAGUUCUUAGUCACAUCAUGGCUGGAAAACUACAGUUAUCUGUGUCAACCUGUGGACUACAGCCCCAGUCCUCUAGGAAUGAGGAUGGCCAGUGUAUGCUGGUGGUUCUUCUUCUCUAAAGUUAUUGAGCUUAGUGAUACAGUCUUUUUUAUCCUAAGAAAAAAAAACAGCCAGCUCACUUUUCUACAUGUGUAUCAUCAUGGAACUAUGAUCUUCAACUGGUGGGCAGGAGUUAAAUUUGUGGCUGGAGGUCAAUCAUUUUUUAUCGGGCUGCUGAACACCUUUGUUCAUAUUGUGAUGUAUUCCUACUAUGGCCUGGCGGCCCUGGGGCCUCACAUGCAGAAAUAUCUGUGGUGGAAGCGUUACCUCACCUCAUUGCAGCUGGUCCAGUUUGUCUUGCUGACUAUUCACACUGGUUACAACCUCUUCACCGAGUGUGAUUUUCCUGAUUCCAUGAAUGCAGUUGUGUUUGCAUAUUGCAUCAGCCUCAUUAUACUCUUCAGCAACUUUUACUACCGGAGCUACAUAACCAGGAAGAGCAAGAUGUCUUAGCAUAUUGGUCCACAUGAGGAGGAGAGGACUCACCUGUCCUUUAAUAUACUAAUUUGUCCAUUGCAGUUGUCACUGCAGUCAUUCCUCAGUUAUAUUAAGUCUUCAGGACUGAAAAUUUGCUGAAACCACUGACCUUAUAUCUAAUUUGGGUUGUAAAUGACUUGACUAAAAAAGAUGUCACGUUUUAUUGCAUUUUGGAACCUCAACCAAAAUAAUUGUAACUUUAAAUAAAGUUUAAUUUCAUUUUAAAUAACUUAAUGAUGGAACCUUGUGCAUUACAAAUUGUCUUUUAACAAAAGUGAAGUGCACUAGAUGGCGUUGGGCUGCCUCAGACGAUGUUCUCGCAUAGAUUCUCAUGAUGAGAUACUGUAGUACCAGUGCUGACAAUUUCCGUGAUUUUCUUUCAGGUUUAAGUGAACCCAAAAAUGUGACAUUUAUCCCCAAAAAUGCGAAUUUUAGCAGAGGAACCCCAACAAAAAUGUAUAUUUUACCCCACCGGAAUGCGAUUUUUGACCGGGGAUCCCACUCGAAACCAGUGGGGCAGGGUUUCAUAUUUACUUGAUUGAAGCAGCUCUGGGCAAUUAAAGACUCCAUUUGUCCAUUCAUUAUUUCUAAAGAAACACAAAAAUGUAUAAAAGGCCCGAUUACCUUGUAUCUUACGUUGUGGCCCCGUAGAAGCAGUCUUUGUAAAAAUAGGCUAACGAUUGCAUCAUAACCUGCGACUCUCUGUCGCACAGUAGAGAAAUUACCAUGAUGAUAGCUUAUACUUUUUUUUUUUUUUUUUUGACUUUUUCAAAGCCUCUGAUUCUAUUGAGCAUCCUUUUAUUUUCUACUGUUUAAAACACUUUGGGUUUGGGGCUUAUUUCUGUAAUGCUAUGAAAACUCUUUAUAUAGUUCAGUGAAAUUAAAUAAUGGCACUACUCAAAGAUUUAAUUUGGAAAGAGGAGUUAGACAAGGCUGCCCAGUCUCUUUUUACCUCUUUCUCAUUGUUGCUCAGUUGUUUUGUCACUUCAUCCAAUUUAAAAAGAAUUCAAGUUGAAGAGAGAAGUGUCCUGAAAAGUCAGUUGGCUGAUGACAAGGCUCUUUUCCUAAAAAAAUGAUCAAAUUCAGUCAGCUGUCAAGAUCAUUGAAGUUGUUUCCAGUGCCUCAGGGCUUUUCUUAAUUUAUAAAAAUGUGAACUAUUUGCUUUAAAAAGUUGCUAUUAAAGAAACAUAUGUAAUA